AAUAGGUGUAUCGUUCUGCUGUCGUCGCUUUCCGUUAUCUUGUUACUGUCAGGUUUUGGUCCCUUUCCCAUCAAGUUGUCCCCACCUCCCCUGUUGCAACUACUGCUGCCUUUCGUAUUAAUGGGGGGGGGAAUCUAUCUUAUCUCAUACUCAUAGUAUGACCACUACAAUGAUUGGUGAGGGGAGGCGACGUCCUGCCAUCCUUGAUGAUGUCUAAUGUAACUUUCCGAGUGAUGCUUCCAUACAAUUUCCCUCUCAUGGAUGCUUUUUACCCCCUGUCGAAGUCUGGAGUCUCCUCGGCGGAAGGUUUCGAAUCGAACCAGAAAAACCAAGAGUUGGUGUUGUUGCAUAUAAUUCAAAUUGGCGUUAUCCUCAGUACUUCUUAUGUCAACUUUUCAGUUCGAAAACCAAAAUCAAUGUUCUUAUUGUUCAAUCAAGCCGGACCCUGCGCUCAUCGCAAAGUAGCUGCAGGACUUACCUAGUCAAAUCCGACGUUUCCCAGAUAUAUGAUGACCUUGACCAUCCAGUUCGGGUUUUGCA
This is a messenger RNA of Aspergillus vadensis CBS 113365, 540 nucleotides long. RefSeq lists its product as uncharacterized. Lineage: Eukaryota; Fungi; Ascomycota; Eurotiomycetes; Eurotiales; Aspergillaceae. The record is from RefSeq and is a predicted model, not a curated record. The coding region runs from base 207 to 482 and encodes 91 amino acids. The transcript has a single exon.